This is a messenger RNA of Sphenostylis stenocarpa, 540 nucleotides long. Lineage: Eukaryota; Viridiplantae; Streptophyta; Magnoliopsida; Fabales; Fabaceae. The record is from the annotation of a GenBank genome assembly.
AUGGCGGAUCACCAUGACCCCAUGCUCAUGGUGCUUCCCACCCUCUCUCCGCCCAACACCUACCAAGCCGUUGUCAACGGUGGCACCUUCGAUCGACUGCACGACGGCCACCGCCUCUUCCUCACCGCUUCAGCGGAGUUGGCAAAGUCCCGGAUUGUAAUCGGAGUUUGCGACGGUCCUAUGCUGGCCAAAAAACAGUUUGCUGAACUGAUACAGCCAAUUGAAGAAAGGAUAAAUAAUGUCAAAACUUUCAUAAAGUCUAUCAAGCCAGAUUUGGAAGUGCAAGCUGAACCAAUCACAGAUCCGUUUGGUCCUUCCAUUACAGAUGAAAAUUUGGAGGCUGUGAUUGUAAGCAAAGAGACAUUACCGGGAGGAUUGGCAAUAAACAGGAAAAGAGCUGAAAGAGGCCUUUCACAGUUGAAGAUUGAAGUUGUGGAUUUGCUCUCUGGAGAAUCAGGUGAAAUUAAGCUGAGUUCGUCGAUGCUACGAAAGAUUGAGGCUGAAAAGGCCAAACAACAAAGCACGAUAUUGCAGACAUAG